AAAGGCCACUGAUCGCACAUUACAUCACAGUUGUGGCCGCAGACUCUGAUCACACCGGGGGAACCUGGCUCCUCAAACCAAAGCGCACAGGCGGGACACUUUGUGAACUCUCUCCUCGUCACCGGACGCCACCAUGUUGCCUUUCAAGAGAACUUUUGAGGGCGAGAAGCAGCAGCUGCAGAAGCUCAACAGCAGACUGGCUCAGUAUCUGUGCAGGACCAAGCAGCUGGAGCAGGACAACGCGCAUCUGGUGAGCGAGAUCCAUAAACUCAGGCAGGCGAAGACUGCGGGAUGGGAGCCGAGGUACAAGGCCGAGAUGCGGGACCUGAGGGAGAUGCUGGGGCAGCUGUCGAUGGAGAAGUCCCAGGCGGAGAUGGAGCGGGAGAAGCUGUGGAGGGAGCUGCAGCUGGUCCAGGGUCUGUGCAGCGAGCAGACAGGGGUGUGCCGGGACAUCAGCGGGGAGCUGCAGGGCUGCGAGAAGGAGCUCCACCUCGCCCACCAGACCAACAGUGGCCUCCAGCAGCGGCUCUUCCAGCUCGAGAGCCAAUAUAAAAGCAUGGAGGAAGCGCACAGGCAGGAGAAGGAGCGUCUCCGGCGUCAGGUGGACUCCCGGAUGGUGCCCAUCAUGACGCAAACUUACCGCGGGCCUCCGGUGGCCUCCGUGGAGGAGGUGCAGGAGUACGCGCGGGGUCUGUCCGAGGGCUGGAUGGAGACGUUUGACAUGUACCAGCAGAAGGUGGAGGAGAUGGAGCAGUCGAUCAGAGCGGACCAGGCGAAGCUGGGUGACCUGCAGAGGGAGAAGAUGCUGUACGCGUCAGAGAUGGACAAAUUACGCACGGAGGCGGAGAAACGGGGCAACGCUCAGAUGCGUCUGGAAGAGCAACUGAUGCACAUGCAGGAAAAAAUCCAUGUGGACUCGGGUCAAUAUCAGAUGAUUAUAGAGCAGCUGGAGCACGAGAGAAACGCGAUGGCCGACACCAUAGAAGCAAAGAUGCGAGAACAUCAGCACCUUCUCCAGGUGAAGAUGGAUCUGGGCAAGGAGGUGGCUGCCUACAGGGCUCUCCUGGAGGGUGAAAGAGUGGGUCUUCAAGAUGCUCAUCCGAGGGUGAAUCAGCAUCAGAGAGAGAGAAUAAUAGAUAUCAAGAUGCCUGCUCAACCCUACAAACCAAGGGCUUCCAUCCUAACAACCAGGCCACACACGGACAUCAGGUACAGGCCACAGACGUCAAGCCUGAGUAGAUCCCCCAUGCGUCCCUCUGGGUCCAUAAGUCCCUCUAGAGUCAUUCCUAUUUCAGUUGCAAGCAGAGAUCGUUAUCAAAGUCCCGAAUCCAGAAGGGACAUGAUCUCAUUCAACAAAGCUCGGGCUGCCGCUUCUGCCACUGCCACCACCGCGGCUGCCAAAGAUGAACAAACAAGAAGGAGUGAAAACCCCAUGAGUCACAGUGUGCAAAAACCAACAGCAGAGGGGGAAACUGUGAAAAUCAAACAAGUCUCUUCAACGGAAAACCAAAGCAGUGCCAUCAAGUCUUCUACUCCUGAGACCAAAUCUGUGAGAGUCGUGGCCCCGUCGAUGAUGAUGCUGAGCAUGAAAACUGAACAAGAAAACCAAAAGCAACUCUUGGAUGAAGAGGAGAUGGAUUCUGUAUAUGACAGCGAGUUCGAAGACAAAGGGAGAAGAGGGUAUACGAUGAGCCCAAGUGAGAAGAAGAUAUUAGACUCUGUGUCGGUAGAGGAGAUCAUUGAGAAGGUGAUUAAACCAGCUGGUUUGGAUGCUAAGGUUUGCUCAUCGGGAGAAUCCAAGAUCAGAUAUCAUGUUGAGAAAACCGAGCAGGAGGACGGCACGUUUAAAACACAGAUUGUGCUGGAGUCCAAAGUGGAGGAAGAGCUGGAUUUUUCGGAAGACUCUGCCCUGGAGGAACUUAUGAGCCAAGGCGUGAAGAAGGUGUCACUGGAGGACAUCGAGGACACGGAAACAGGAAGCAUGAUCAAGAAUAUUUUAAGUGGCCUGCAGGGAGCAGAGAACCUGCGAAAUAAGUCUGUCAAUGUGGAAAUCAUUGAGGAACCGGUGGACUCUUACAGUGAUGAAGAGCAGGAGGUUGAAGAGAAGUCCAGAUCCACUUUUUAUGGCCCCUCUUCAACAUAUUUCCAAAUUGAGGAGCUAGAAAACGUCCCUGAUGAUGCACCAGGACGGGGGAUUGAUGAUGAUGAUGAUGCCAUGAAAUCCUCCAGGUCAGACACAGAUCAGUCCAAGGGCGGAUCUGUUCAUGUUCAACAGGUCUCUAGACAUAGUGAAUCUUCAUACUUCUCCCACGGCCAAGAGCCUCAUGAGUAUUUUGUCUCCACACCAGAUGAUAACCUUUCUGAAACCGAGGACGGUGGUGGCAUGUCCUCUUGUGGCCACUAUGGCAUUGUUGAUGACCUGUCAGAUGAGAGGUACUACCAAGAUGAAAGUCUUUCACGGAAAAGAGUGAUUGUAGAGGAAGGGGAUGAAUACAAGUUCAUGUCAGACGACAACGACUUUGUCAAAGAGAGUUUCCCAGAGUCCAUCAUUGAAGAAGAGGUUUGUGUUUCCCCUGUGGUGCAGGAGUCAGUGCUGGAAUUCCUAAGAGAGGACUCCUUGGAGCCCAAGGAGCAGCUGGAGGGAGCUCUAGAGAAGCUACAAAGCUCCGUUUCUGGUCCUCUGAGGGAGGAGUUGGCUUUCCUCACCAAGUUGAGUAAAGACAGCACACAAAAUGUGUCUGUCAAAAAAGUGCAGCAGUCAAGUGACAAUGGAACCAUGACAAUAGUUGCCGAGCUAAAUGUCUCUCAAUCUCUGGAAGACUCUGGGCUGCUGGAGGAAGGAGAUGAUCUGUCUGAGGAGCAGAUCAUGGCAGCAUUCAGAUCGUCCAACCUUGGGUUUGACGGUGGUGCUGGAGGAGGGUACAGCUUCAGAAUUUCCAAAGAAGAGGAUGUUGCUUAUGACGACGAGUUUGAAGUCUUUGCAAACCAAGAAGAAUCUGGGUCUGAAAUCACUGAGAAACGCAUCAAACUAGAGCCGUCAGAGAAAUCCUCUGAGGCAUCUUCAGAGUCUCAAACCACAGAGAAACCACUAAAGAUUUCUCAAGAGAAAAGAGUUGCAACAAUAUACCUUGAAAGCCAAGAUGAUUAAAACAGACUUUGGUCAGAAAUAUUUUAAAUUCAAUACCUGCCAGUCGUAUCAAGUGUCGAAGUGCAGAUACAGAGAGAUCAAAAGGCAUAUAUGCUGAUAGCAGACAUUGUUAUGAUACUAUGCAGUAAAACAUUUUAUAUCUAAUUCAUUUUGGUACACUCUUUUACUGUGCCAACUUAAAGGAGUGUUUUACCUAAAACUUAACUGCAUACAUAGACACAUUAUGGUUAUAUAUACGUUUAUAGUUUUAAUUGAGGGUAUUUGAAAAGUUUCGCAUGCUCAAAAACACAUCCUCUUAUCAGCCUCUGCCUGAAACGCUUGGUUUUAGCUCCUGUCUCUUAACAUGACGAGCCCAGCUGACCCAAUCUGUUGUGAUUGGUCAACCGCUUCCAGCAUGUUUAGGAUAUGUUGUUCUCCAAUCUUGCUGUAUCUGGUUACAUCUGGGCGCGUGCCAGACUAGACGCUAGGCGUACAUUAUGCAAAUGUGGGCUAUUAUGAUGUCAUGUGACAUCAUGAUGGUGUGGAAGUAUUGGCCGAACUACAGAGGAGGUGUUUUAAUAGCUUCAGGAGUGUUUUCUGUUUGGGAGAGGAGCUCCCUCUAAUGUGGACUUUUGGCUUUUUAGCUUUGCAGAACUUUUACACACACACAAACUCUACUAGACAACAAUAGAGGAAAGAGAAAAACAUAUCUUCUUUAAAAUGACCAGAUUAUAACAUAUUUUUAUGGUAUAUGUUUUCGCAGAAGUAUAAUAAAAAUUAUGCUAGCUUAAGUUGGGAUAGUAACAUUGUAGCAAUGUUUCGGGUUGGUUAUACUGGGGGGGGGGGGGGGGGGGUUGCGCUAGCGUGUUUUAUUCUUUUUAUAGCUUGCAGUUUAUUUUCAAACUGUUUUGUUUAUUCUCUCUAGAUUUCUUUAUUUUUCUACUAACCUGUACUGCACAGCUUCAACAGACAGUUCACAGCACGUCAUCAACCCAAUUGUCAUAUCGUGGUCCUUUCAGCCAUGAUGUGAUAGUUGUGAGGUGCUGGGCACCCUACGCAGGCCCUUUUUAUUUUUCUCUGGCACUGCUAAUGGAAUGAUGUUGGUGUGUAUUGCAUCCUGGAACACAAUGGUUUAUUUUAAGUUGUCAGGAGUGUGAACAGAUUUAUAGUUAAACUCGUGGCUGGUGGUGUAAGGGGAGUGAAGACAUAGAUGGUGAUUUGUCUCACGAUAUAUUGAGACAAAUUUGAAUUCUGAGGUAAAGGUGUAGUUCAAGUAAUGUGGAGCUUAGAAGUGUUGUUUAAGUAACUCACAAAGUAAGGUAUGGUCAGAUGAUUGAACUAGAAUAUUAGCACAUUACACAUUAAAACAAAUAACUGGACAUUUCAUUACCUAAUAACGAAAUGCAGGUUACAUAAUCAAUGUAAACAAUGUAAUCUGUAACGUGAAUAUUUAGCUCCAAUAUUGUGAUUUGUGAGUCGGUAAAUAGAAAUGGUGGAUCACACCAAUGACAGUCAGCAAAGAGUAAGGUGAAAGACCAAAAGGAAGCGGCAGAGCUUAGUGAUUCAAGGAUGCAGCAAGUGUUGUGAAAGAAAAUAUGAUCACAUUGAGUUUUAAUGUCAUGUCUAAUUUUAAUUUGGUGUCUCGACACCGUUUGCUUGUCCACUUGCGUUUGUUAUCACAAUGUUGGCUUGAGGGAUUCACCUUUACUCUGACAUAGCAGUGUGUUCAUGACGCUCACUAUUUUGGGAUCGACAGCUUAGUGGCACCGGGCGUUCUCUGGGGUCUGUUGUGUUGUGUUCUUGUUGCAGAGGCAGAAACGUCUGUUUAUAGCCUGUUUAAAUGUUUUACACAUGUCGUCCUCACGGCUGUCCUAAUUUAAACCUUGCAACCACUGAGCAAUGUCUUCACAUAUUGGAUUUUUGGCACUGCUACUUUAAAAUAACCUGCAGAAAUAAAACGUAUGUGUGAAUGCCAUGCUUUUAUAAACAUCUUUACAAAAAAGAGCUUCUAUUUCAAAUUUGUUGCAUUAAAGUGCCCAGAUACAGUUGAUCUCCAAACAUUUGAUCAUCUGCUAACCGCGGUAAUUUAGAUAUUACAUUGUUACACUUAAAAUAUUAACAAGGAAUUUGUGUAAGUGUAUACUGUAUGUCUAUACACAUUGUAAUCUGAACACCAUGUGCCAUGUCAGAGCGUAAACAAACCUUUACAAACGUGUUAAGAAUGUUUGAGUCAGUGUUGAUUGAGGACGUUCACCAUGGAUACCCCAGCAUCGUUGCUGUUAUUGACAUACAGUGAUGAUUUCUUCUGAAACUAUCAUUGCUUUGUUUAAAAUUGGUUCCAGCCAUAACUUUGUAAUUGAUUCAUUUCUUAACACGAUUAAAAGCUAUUGUGGGUA
Messenger RNA from Pleuronectes platessa (European plaice), 5523 nucleotides. RefSeq names its product synemin, intermediate filament protein (gene synm). NCBI's taxonomy places the organism in Eukaryota, Metazoa, Chordata, Actinopteri, Pleuronectiformes, Pleuronectidae. Gene Ontology annotation, biological process: intermediate filament cytoskeleton organization; fast-twitch skeletal muscle fiber contraction. Gene Ontology annotation, molecular function: intermediate filament binding; structural constituent of cytoskeleton; vinculin binding. The record is from RefSeq and is a predicted model, not a curated record. Bases 134 to 3148 code for a protein of 1004 amino acids. Gene Ontology annotation, cellular component: sarcolemma; neurofilament cytoskeleton; intermediate filament. The transcript is spliced from 4 exons.